Glycine soja is the source of this 2215-nucleotide messenger RNA. RefSeq names its product PAN domain-containing protein At5g03700-like. Bases 163 to 1656 code for a protein of 497 amino acids. The transcript has a single exon. The record is from RefSeq and is a predicted model, not a curated record. NCBI's taxonomy places the organism in Eukaryota, Viridiplantae, Streptophyta, Magnoliopsida, Fabales, Fabaceae. Gene Ontology annotation, biological process: recognition of pollen.
CGAACAUCUUUAAUCUUUAAUUAAUGCUACUAUAUAUAUAUAUAUAUAUAUAUAUAUAUAUAUAUAUAUAUGACAUUUUAUUUUAUAUAUACAGAGCCUUAACCUUAUAAAUCUCCUACGGCACUGUCUACUCUCACGUUCAUCAACUCACUUUCCAUAGCUAUGCGAAGAACUGUGAUGCUCAACAUGUUGCAAACUCGUCACCCCCAAUUUCUAGCGAUUAUUCCCUUUCUCUUUUUAUAUACUUUGACAUGCUCCGAAACCGCAACAACCACUUCCAUCCCACAAGAGCUUCACAUAGGCUUCUCGGCGACGGCAGAGUCUUCAACGACGCCGUUUCAGGCAGUUCUGAGCGACCAUAGUGGCAACUUCUCUCUAGGCUUCCUCCGCGUGAACCAAAACCAGCUGGCACUGGCGGUCCUCCACGUGGCAUCCUCGGAGCCAUUCUGGGUGGCCAACCCAACCCACGCAGCAUCCUGGUCCGACACCACGCGCCUCUUCUUCAACGGCAGUCUUGUUUUGUCAGACCCCGAAACGCGCGUUUCGUGGUCAACCGCCACAAACAACGGCGACCGCGUUGUGCUCCUCAACACCUCCAAUUUACAAGUUCACGACAAAGGCGGCACUCCCUUGUGGCAGAGUUUUCACUUUCCCGCAAAUACCCUCGUCCAGGACCAGAAUUUCACCUCCAACAUGACUCUUUUGUCCUCCAACGGCAUUUAUUCUAUGCGGUUAGGCAACGAUUUCAUGGGCCUAUACGAAAACCACGACUCGUUAUAUUGGAAACGCACGCCACUGGGAGCAAAAGCGGAAGUAAAGGAAGGGCAGGGACCGAUUUACGCCCGAGUCAACCCGGAGGGUUACCUCGGGAUGUAUCAGACAAGCGACGAGAAGCCCGCGGAUGUUCAAAAGUUCAACACGUUCCAACUAACGUCGUCGUUUUUGUUGCUGCGGUUGGAACCGGACGGGAAUCUGAAGGGUUAUUACUGGGACGGUUCCAGGUGGAUGCUUAACUACCAGGCGAUUACUGAAGCCUGCGAGCUCCCCCGCUCCUGCGGUUCGUACGGUUUGUGCACGCCGGGUGGGUCAGGAUGCUCCUGUUUAGAUAACCGAACCCGGUUCGAACCGGGUGGGUGUUUUAAUGAUGCUUCUUCUGGAGACGCAGACUUGUGUAGUAGUGAAGGAAUUGGUGGAAAAAGUAGUUACUGGGUGCUAAGAAGAACCGGAGUGGAGGCAGCGCAUAAGGAGCUACUAAGGCACGUAACGACGUCGUCUCUGGCGGAGUGUGAGGGAUUGUGCCAGAACAACUGUAGCUGUUGGGGGGCGCUGUAUAGCAACGAAACCGGGUUUUGUUAUUUGUUGGAGUAUACGAUCCAGACCUUGCUGGGUACCGGGGAUGGGUCAAAAGUGGGUUAUUUCAAGGUUAAGAAAGAGGAACGAAGAACGAAACGGGUUUGGAUACGGGUUGGGGUUGUGGUUACGGUUUUGGUUGGGGUUGGGGUUAUUAUUAUUGGGGUCGGGUUUUGCGUGACGAGAUGGAAAAAGAAGAGAGGGGUGAAGGAAGAGGAUUGGGGUUCGCCCGGCCCGUAUAAGAAUCUCGAAUCCGCAAGUUUUAGAUCCAUUGAAAUGAGCAAUAGUAACAGUGCCAACGAAUGACGCAAGGGGUGACGCAUGUGCUCUUAGUUGACAAUUGGUGGGGUCCAUCUAAUCUAAUGUUUGUUUUCUGUUGGUGUUGAGGUCCGGUGAAAAGGUACCGGAUUGUGUUGGUUUUCUCACCAACCAGGGGCGCAACUCUCGCAAGUGGCGGUUUCAAAAACAUGACUUCACUACAGUGUUAUGAUCAUAGCAUGGUAAAGUCAAUCAGCUUCAUAGACUGAACUUAAACUAAAUAAACAUUUGUCGGACGUGUCUUUUUUAUAUUUCAAUUUGACUUGAAACUGCCGCCGCCGCUUCAUUUGAAAGUGAGGCUCCAUUAGUUAAAACUCCUUGCUUGCUCACAGUCACAGAUAUGAACGUAAUGUAAUGCUCUUCCGGCCUUUAUCUUUUAUACUCUACAGUAAGGCCAAUUUAUUCAUUCUUUGAAAUUUCUGGGGGAGCCAAGGCCAUUUUAAUCUUCUUUUCCAUUUUUUAAUUUAUUUUGUCUACCAUGUUCGUUUUAUGUCAUUUUAUAUUUAUCAAGUAAAUAUGAUUUAACUAAGCAAGUAAAUAUGAUUUA